Messenger RNA from Cryptotermes secundus, 1731 nucleotides. RefSeq names its product glucose dehydrogenase [FAD, quinone]. The transcript has a single exon. Bases 1 to 1731 code for a protein of 576 amino acids. The record is from RefSeq and is a predicted model, not a curated record. NCBI's taxonomy places the organism in Eukaryota, Metazoa, Arthropoda, Insecta, Blattodea, Kalotermitidae. Gene Ontology annotation, molecular function: flavin adenine dinucleotide binding; oxidoreductase activity, acting on CH-OH group of donors.
AUGACUAUUCUCCUGUCCGGGUGUACCGCACGACCUGAAGAAUACGACUUCAUCAUCGUGGGCGGUGGGACAGCGGGGUGCCUACUGGCUGACCGACUGUCCGAAGUCAGCGAGUGGAGUGUGCUCCUGAUAGAAGCAGGUGAAGACGAGAACAUUAUACAGGAUAUCCCGGCAAUAGCUUCAGUGUUCUCCUUGACACCGGCAAACUGGGGUUACAAGACAGAGAAGUCCUCCACAGCGUGUCUCGGCCUGAUAGACGGCCGGUGUAACUGGAUACGUGGCAAAGUCCUAGGUGGCACUAGUGUUCUCAAUUACAUGGUGUACACCAGAGGCAACCGAAAGGAUUACGACGGUUGGAAGACACAAGGAUGUGAAGGUUGGGGAUAUGACGACGUCUUACCAUAUUUCCUCCGGUCUGAAAACAUGCGCAUUCCCACGUUGGCUAACGACAAGAAAUAUCACUCCACGGAGGGACAGCUGUUUAUCACCCGGCCACCAUAUCACACUCAGAUUGCUUCCGACUUCGUUGAAGCAGGUCCUCAAGCUGGCUACCAAGACAUUGACUACAAUGCCGCAACUCAAAUAGGUUUCUCCUUCCUGCAGGCAACCAUGAAGAACGGAGAGCGGAUGAGUUCGAAUCGUGCGUUCUUGAAACCUGCAAGACAGAGGAAGAACCUGCACGUUGUCAACAGGAGCCUCGUCACCAAAAUCCUUAUUGACCCGCAAAAUAAAACGGCUUACGGUGUAGAAUAUAAAUAUCUUGGGAUAUUUAAGACGGAAGCUGUUGCCAGGAAGGAAGUGAUUCUGUCUGCAGGAGCCAUAAACUCUCCACAGCUUUUAAUGCUGUCAGGGAUCGGCCCUAAAGAACAUCUUCAGAAAGUGGGGGUUCCUGUGAUACAGGACCUAAGAGUUGGCUUCAACCUACAGGAUCACAUUUCACUUGGAACUCUUUUCUUCACUGCAAACUCCUCGGUCACUGCGAGAUUUGACAAUAUUCCUGGUGAUGCUGUCAGUCUUCUUCAAUACCUCUUCACCAGGAAUGGGACACUUACAAUGCCAGGAGCCAUUGAAGCACUAGCCUUCCUGGAUAUAGAUGACAGCGACGGUCUUCCAGAGAUAGAAUUAAUUUUUGCAGGAACUACUGUGGCAUCACUUUUGCCUGUUUGGUUUGCCUGGGGCGGAAAACUUGAAAUAUAUGCCCCUUACAUGUCUUUAGCAAUUCAAAAUGCUUUCAGCAUAUUUCCCAUUCUUCUGCACCCUAAGAGUCGCGGCUGGUUGACCCUCAAGGACAAAAACCCCGAAACGAAACCUCUUUUGUACCACAAUUAUCUGACUGAAAAGCAGGAUGUGGAAAUCCUCGUAAAGGGAAUCAAACGAGCUAUCCAACUAAUCGACACCGAAGCCUUUCAGAGGCAUGGUGUAAAACUGUACACGGUGCCGCUACCCCCGUGCAAGAGUCACGAGUUCGGCUCUGAUGCAUACUGGGAAUGUUCGAUAAGAUACAUGACGUUCACCGUGUGGCACCAAUGUGGAACAUGCAAAAUGGGCCCUGACUCCGACCCCGAUGCCGUCGUGGAUCCUCAGUUAAAGGUGCGAGGAAUUCGGCACCUCCGCGUCGUGGACACUUCCAUCAUACCCGUCAUUCCGGCGGCUCACUUGACUGCUCCAGCUUACAUGAUUGCUGAAAAAGCAGCUGAUAUGAUCAAGCAGGAAUGGAAGGCUAACGCAUGA